Molecule: messenger RNA, 2493 nt
Organism: Morchella importuna
Lineage: Eukaryota; Fungi; Ascomycota; Pezizomycetes; Pezizales; Morchellaceae
Exons: 4
Coding region: 1-2493 (830 amino acids)
Biological process (GO): P-body assembly; deadenylation-independent decapping of nuclear-transcribed mRNA
Cellular component (GO): P-body
Molecular function (GO): mRNA binding
Source: RefSeq, a predicted model, not a curated record
AUGGCAGACCAGUUUAUCGGCCUAACUAUACUUCUCACUCUCAAUGACCAAGAUCAAACACGAGUCCGUGGUCUUGUAGCUGAAGUGCACGGGACGGAGCUGACACUCUCCAAUGUUGUGUUUGUGGAUUCAGGGUAUUCUAUCCCUAGUUACACCGUGAUCGGUCACCAAAUUAAAGACAUUGAAAUCAUGCCCCCUGAGCCCACACCUCAGUCGUAUGCCCCGCCGCCGCCGCUUCAUGCUCCUUUACCCCCGCAGCCGCUCGUUGUUCACAACCCGCCCGCGCCUCCCCCUCAAAUGUACCAAACAGGCAAUCAAAACCAAGCUCUUGCCCACCAUAACCAACCCUACUCUUACACAACCACAAUAGUUACCUCCACCACGCCCCAGGUUGUCGCCCCUUCCCAAUUCAUCGAUCCCGCGAUUCUCUCAAUCUCUCAGAAGCCGCCCGCACCAACCCAGACACCCCCGGUUGCCCACCAUGCACCCCAACAGCCUCAAGCUAGUUUCUCUACACCGCCGCGGAUAUCAGCAAGCAUCAUGCCGUCGAUCCCGCGACCUCCAAACCCAACUACAAAGCGCCAGGAUUCUUCCCACGGCUCCAACCUAAGCCUAAAUACGCUAGGAAUGCCAAACACCCAAAACGCGCACUCAUUUCCUACAAAUGCCCCUGCAGAACCUUCAAGAUCUAGUGCAGUGGGUAUACAAUCCCAAUCGCGCGCGCCAUCUUUAGUUUCGGCGGCCAUUAGUGCUCCAUUCGCCGAGCUGUCUAUCAAAGGUGAUGCUGCUGGUGAGUAUAACGCAUUUGAUGAAACCGAUGAUAACCUUAGCUCCGUGGCGAUGCCGCCAACCCCGGGUGUCCGCCAGAAGUUCCAAGGAAAGCGCUCACGCCGUGGAAAGUCGCAUUUAAAGAAGCAAUAUGAGCAACAUCAACUCUCUGAACCCAUGGCCCAGGAAGAUCGUGCACGUGAAAACUCUAUCGCUCCCGGUAUGUUUGGGGGCGCAAUCGCACAGGCGGCAAGUGCAAGCGCCAGUCAUUUUGUCCAGCCAGGAAUGGCGGGGAGGAAGAACAGACGCCAGAAGCGGAACAAUAAUAGGUAUGACGGCAAUACGACCAACGCUGAAGAGGAGGGGUGGGCCACAGAGGAUGUCAAUGACUACAAGGAGAGGGAGUUCGACUUUCAGGGUAAUCUAGAUAGAUUUGAUAAGAAAUCAGUUUUCAGCCAACUCAAGGCUGAAGACACAAUCGCUGAAGGAGACCGCCUGGUGUCAUUUAAUCGUCUUCCCCAACGCAAUCCUACAAGCAAGGGUUCUGCUACGGCCAAGAAGAACUACCAUCACACUGAAAAUGUUCUUGGCAAUUAUGCCAAUGGCCAGUCAUUAACCGAACGUGACGGCUGGGACUCGCCGGAAUUCAUUGCGGAAGAAUCCGAAUCCUCCGAGGAUUCGGAUCACCAUGCUAGAGGCCGGGGCGAUGGUGGGGCUGCGGAUAGUGGGAGAAGCAGUAGGCGGGCCAUGUCACGGCAAGAAUCCCGUCGCCGGACACGCCAGCUCACAAAUAACCCUACCGGGAUGCGCUCGUUUGAAAACCUACAAUAUGCGCAUUCCUCCAGCGGAGGCGGAGUGGGCCCCUCGGGCGCUGUUAAGCAUUCUAAAUCAGCUUUACGACUUGCCCCCGGCCAUAGGCCAUGCCCUGUAGUAAGCCCGUUGCAGAUGCUAGAUGUUGAAAGGAUCGCGGAGGUAGAGCUAUGCCUGACAGACGACAUGAUGACCGAGAACGCAGGCCGCGGGAUUGCGCAGGUGGCCAUCCAGGCGUUCGGCAAACGCAUCUCGGCCUCCAACCACAACUCUCUCCCUGUCGUGCUUGUUUUUGCAGGCAACCACAAAUCCGGCGCCCGCGCCAUUGCUGCGGGGCGGCACCUGAAGAACCACCACGUCCGCGUGAUGGUGUGUGUGCUCGGUCUCGAGAGGGAAGACGAGCUCCUCGAGAAUGUGCGCAGGCAGCUGAACAUCUUCCGUAACGCAGGCGGGCGCGUGGCGAGGUGGGAGGAGCUGGCGAGUAAUUUGAAGACGCUGGAUUCGCCGCCGGAGCUGAUUAUUGAUGGGCUUUUGGGCACGCAUCUGAGUAUUGAGGAUCUGCGGACGGAUCAGCAGGCGACGGCGUUUGAGUUGGUGCAGUUUGCGAAUAAGAGCAAGGCUAGCGUUCUUGCGGUUGAUAUUCCUAGUGGUGUUGAUGGUAGUACUGGUGAGGUUGCGCAGCUUGAAGAUACGGGCACGUUCCACAUGAAGGCCAAGUGGGUCGUGUGCAUGGGUGCCCCGAAGACUGGGCUUCUGAAUGCACUGGUCUCCGGCGUUGGGGCUGGAUGGAAUCUUUACGUCGCUGACAUUGGGAUUUCCAACACGGCGUGGAGGAAGUACGGGACCCGAAGGAGACAUGGGGUUGAAUUUGCCGCUGACUGGGUCGUUACCCUGGAGUAUCACGGCGCGUCAUGA